Molecule: messenger RNA, 1329 nt
Organism: Podospora anserina S mat+
Lineage: Eukaryota; Fungi; Ascomycota; Sordariomycetes; Sordariales; Podosporaceae
Exons: 1
Coding region: 1-1329 (442 amino acids)
Biological process (GO): subtelomeric heterochromatin formation
Cellular component (GO): nucleus
Molecular function (GO): histone H4 acetyltransferase activity; histone binding
Source: RefSeq, a predicted model, not a curated record
AUGCGCCCCAACCUCCAGAUCAAGUUCAGCAAGCAGUUCCCCGCCAUAGGCGACGCCGAACCCCUCGACAUCAAGGAAGUCCUCUCCGAGUUCCUCCCCGAGGUUGCCUUCCAACCCCUGAAAGAUUGGAAAUCCGAACUUGCCAAACCCCGCGACGACUGGACACCCCCCGGCGAGCUACUCACCAGCUUCACCAACAAGGCCGGCCGCUUUGAAGUCUGGAAAGGCACCCUCUCCGACCCGGCCGUCAAGCAGCUCGUCAAGCGCAUCCAGAUCCUCGUCCCCCUCUUCAUCGAGGGCGGCACCGCCAUCAACGUCGACGACAAAGACGCCGGCCACUGGACCGUCUUCUUCCUCUACCAAAAGAAAACCGACCCCUCCAACAAGAAACCAACCUACAUCUUCGCCGGCUACUCCACCGUCUACCGCUUCUUCUUCCUCCACCUCCCCCCAACCCCACCAACCACCCCCCUUUCUGACAACACCUCCUCCCCCUCCCCAAUCAACGACCCCAUCGUAAUCAAGGAAGACUUCCCCCUCGGCACCCCCACAGUCGACAUCACCACCCUCCCCUGCCGCUCCCGCAUCUCCCAGUUCCUCAUCCUCCCCCCCUUCCAGCACCUCUCCCUCGGCUCCCGCCUCUACCACACGGUCUACCAAACCUACCUCUCCCACCCCCCCACAAAGGAAAUCACCGUCGAGGACCCAAACGAGGCCUUUGACGACAUGCGCUACAUCAACGACCUCCGCUGUUUGCGUUCCCUCCCCUCCUUCCAAGCCCUCCAGAUCAACACCUCCACCCCGAUCCCCAAAACAGGGCCCGUACCCAAAAACAUCAUCGACGAGGCCGCCGCCGAAAAGGUACGCAAAGAGGCAAAGAUUACAAAGAGGCAGUUUUAUCGCGUCCUGGAAAUGCAGCUCAUGUCCCGGCUGGGAGAGUCUGUCCGUCCGGGCAUCGGCCUGGACGAGAGCAAAAAAGUUGCCACUGCGACGGAGAGGAAGGAGUACGCGCUCUGGAAGUUGAUGCUCAAGAAGAGGCUGUACGUGCACAAUAGGGACGCGCUUGGACAGCUCCAACUAGAGGAGAGGGUGGAGAAGCUGGGGGAGGUGGUGAAGGGGGUUGAGUUUGAUUAUGCGAGGUUGCUUGUCAAGAUGGAGGAUCAGGAGCAGAAGCUGAGGGAGGAGGGCGAGGGGGUGGUGGUGGUGAUGAAUGGGAAGGGGAAGAGGAAGUCGACGACGGAGGGGGUUGAUAAUGACGAUAAUGGGGGGAGUGUGAGGAAGAAGGCUAGGGUUGAGGAGGAGGAGGAGGAGGAGGAGGAGGAGGAGUAG